Molecule: messenger RNA, 1211 nt
Organism: Empidonax traillii (willow flycatcher)
Lineage: Eukaryota; Metazoa; Chordata; Aves; Passeriformes; Tyrannidae
Gene: ABHD11
Product: abhydrolase domain containing 11
Exons: 6
Cellular component (GO): mitochondrion
Source: RefSeq, a predicted model, not a curated record
CUCGCCGCCGCCGCCGCCCGCUCCCUGGGCACCGCAGUGCCCCUGGCCCACGUGGUGCUGGAGGGUCACAAGGACCGGCCACCCCUGGUCCUGCUCCACGGGCUCUUCGGCAGCCACGGCAACUUCCAGACGGUGGCCAAGACGCUGGUGCGGCGCGGGAGCGGCAAGGUGCUGACGGUGGACGCCCGGAACCACGGCGGGAGCCCCCACAGCCCAGAGAUGACCUACGAGGCCAUGAGCUUGGACGUGCAGCACCUCCUGAGCCGCCUGGGCAUUGCCAAGUGCAUCCUGCUGGGACAUAGCAUGGGUGGCAAGACUGCCAUGACAUUGGCCUUGCAGCGGCCAGACCUGGUGGAGCGCCUCAUCGCCGUGGACAUUGGUCCUGGCUCGACCGCCCCCGUGUCCGAAUUCUCUGCCUACAUCUCUGCCAUGAAGGCAGUGAAGGUCCCGGCUGGCCUGUCCCGCUCUGCAGCCCGACAGCUGGCUGAUGACCAGCUGCAGCCUGUGGUCAAGCUUCCACAGCUCAGACAGUUCCUCCUCACCAACCUAGUGGAGGCUGAGGGCCGCUAUGUGUGGAGGGUGAACCUGGAGGCUAUUUCCCGGCACCUGACAGAUAUCAUGAACUUCCCUGUCUUCCACAAGCCGUAUCCUGGCCCCACGCUCUUCCUGGGAGGGUCUGAGUCGCCCUAUAUCAGCUCCAGAGACUACCCAGAGAUCCAGCGCCUCUUCCCCAAGGCAGAGAUCCAGUACAUCAAAGGUGCAGGGCACAUAGUCCAUCAGGAUAAAUUCGAAGAAUUCAUCACUGCUGUCCUCAAUUUCCUGCCACAGGUGUAGCCAUGAAGACCAGGAUUUCUGCAAGGACCGUGUGGGUCCUGAGGAGCUCUGGCCUCGGGCACAGGGCUUGGGGCUCUGUGAGGAAGGGCUCAGCCAGGACUGGCUGCUCUUGUUGCAGUCUGAUCCUGCCUGCAAGGCUCUCCCAUCCUGGUUGUCCUGCAGCCAGAGUGGAGAGGGACCUCCAUCCCGCUGAGCUCUCCUGCCACCUUGCAGGGACACAGGGUGGCAGCAGCCCAGGACACUGUGCUGCCUGCACUGGAGUGUUGGGCGCUCGGAGGGGGCAGGAGAGCCCUCUCAUUUUCCUGCUGCCAGACCAAUCCGUGGAUCUGGCUGUGACUUUGCAGAACGUGCAAUAAAGCUGAAUUGGUGCCAAGGCA